Messenger RNA from Danaus chrysippus (African queen), 1071 nucleotides. NCBI's taxonomy places the organism in Eukaryota, Metazoa, Arthropoda, Insecta, Lepidoptera, Nymphalidae. The record is from the annotation of a GenBank genome assembly.
AUGUCUAAUUCCGGUGAUAAACCAAACGCGAAUGGUGUUAACUCGGAUCCACUACAGAGAUUAGCUUCGUUUAAGGCCCCGAGAGAUCUAUCACUUGGUGGAUUAAAGCCAAAUAAAAAAAUCUUCACUCCAAACUUAAAUGUAACUAGGAAUAAAAAUAAAGGUGCUUCGUCAACAAGUAAUCGUGAUUCCAAAAAAGAUGAACGAAACAGACGGGAUCGCAAGAACGAUAAAAAUAAGAAUUUCAAAAACGGACCAAAUAUUAUAAAGUCUAGUGGAGUAUUCUCUGAAGGUCUGGGCAGUGCUGAACGGCAUCACUCCAGUCGAGUUUCCUAUGGACGUGAGGUUGAUUCUUCACACACUCUACAGAAACCUACACUGAGGGUCAAGGAUGUUAUAAAGAUAGAUAAAGAAUUGGAGGAACAGAAGAUUCAAGAGGCUUUUGGUGAAAACAAUGCUUUUGAUGAUGAAGGAGAAGACUUCAAACAGGUUUUGGAUAUCGAAGCUCCUAUCAAGUUACCUAUGGAUGAUGGAAGCAUUAAACAAUUAAAAGCCGCUGUGAAGAUCAAACAUGAGGUGACAGUGAAACAGGAGCCGAGCGAGGAUCCAUCCACGGCCGUGUUAGAACAGAAGCCGUUGGCUGAUGUGAAGGAAGUGUUUGAAGACUCGAGUGUUAUGAACUUGUUGAGGAGUGACAAACCUACACUCAUAUUGUUACAGUUAGCUGACUCUCUGCCAGGAAGAGGUGGAGCCAGUGAUGACAGAAAACAUGAACCCGGGACCUCGGAAGCUACCGAACAAGAAACUGACAACAGAUGUCACCUGAGUGACCUCGAGGAAGGAAGAAUAGGGAAGAUGAGGAUUCACAGGUCCGGCAGAGUCACCAUGGCAUUAGGAGAUACUAUAUUUGAGGUGAGUGCCGGCACCAAAGCCUCAUUCCACCAGGAGGUCGUGUCAGUGGGUGUGGACGAAGCGUCACGUUCAGCUAGCCUGGUGUCACUCGGCCCGCUUCAUCACAAACUGAACAUAACACCGCACUGGCAAUCAAUGUUCAAUAAAAUGUCCGUCUAA